Molecule: messenger RNA, 2546 nt
Organism: Sebastes umbrosus (honeycomb rockfish)
Lineage: Eukaryota; Metazoa; Chordata; Actinopteri; Perciformes; Sebastidae
Gene: smad6b
Product: SMAD family member 6b
Exons: 4
Coding region: 728-2182 (484 amino acids)
Biological process (GO): BMP signaling pathway; transforming growth factor beta receptor signaling pathway; regulation of transcription by RNA polymerase II
Cellular component (GO): heteromeric SMAD protein complex
Molecular function (GO): transcription regulator inhibitor activity; I-SMAD binding
Source: RefSeq, a predicted model, not a curated record
ACGGAGAAAGAAAGGGAUCUGGGCUGCAGUUUGGUUUAGAUCUGAGUAGAGAAGCAGGAGCCACCGGAUUGAUCCUCCUUCAUGUUUCCAAUUUCAGCUCGCAUGGAUAUUUUGUUGGGAUUGUAAUAAUAAAAAAAAAAAAAAAAAGUGCAGAAGAAAUGCACUGACAUCUACCAAGAAGACGACACGGAUCCUGAUUUCUAUAGUGCAUUUUCUUUUUGGAUUAAAUCGCCUCCGAAGUACCUCAUGCUCUGUGUGCCGGUGUACAAAGUAGAUCUGAGCUUGUUGUUAAAAGUCCCAACCUGUUCCUCUUCUGCGCGUUUUUUGCCGAUUGAAGGCUGCUGGCUUUUGGAUUAUGUUUCUAAGUAUAUUACGUUAUGUUAUUAUGUAUCCUACUUGUUUUACUCGCUUGUAACAAACACAUAAACACGCAGCUUGCUUUAUUUCCACAGUAUAGUCGUCUAAAUGAAUGCAUAGUGAGCGUAAUGCUGCAGCAGUGUAGUUUAUUGUUGCGUUAUUUUGUUGUAAAUGCAACAAAUUCAGUCUAAUGUUGCGGUUUUGCCACCACUGCUCGUCGUCAGUCGGCUGUGCAUGCUUUGCACGGCGUUUCACAGACAUUAAUGUUUUGCAACGACGAACGCAGGAGUAUCUGUAAUAUUCGGAUAUAAGAAUAAUAUAAAAAAAAACAAAAACAACAAACCCUCAUAUCAGAUUGUCAAGUUGUCGUAUGUUCAGGACGAAACGCUCAGGUCUUGUGCGGCGACUCUGGAGAAGCCGUUUGAUCCCAGAUAGAGAAGGGGAAGAUGGAAAUGGCAAAACUAGUAGUGAGGAAAACAACCCAGAGAAGAUUCCCAAAAGGGAGCAGCUCGCACCGAUGACCCCCAGUAGCGGCUCUCUCGUGGGGCACAUCGGAGGAGGAGGAGGGGAUGUGUGCAGCAGCCGGAGCCCCGUGGAGAGCAGCCUCCUGCGGGUCACCUCGGACCAACACGGGGGUGGUGCUGUGUGCGUCCAGGAGGAGCAUGGGAGCCCCAGAUCCAUGCAUCAGGACAGAGAGUGCAGGACAGUGACGUGCUGCUUAUUUAAAGACCGGGACCAGCUCAGGAGUCCUCCGGAGACUCAGUGUCACUUCGCGUUGAGGACGCUUGGACCGCCACAGGAGAGCUCUCUGCAGGAGGAGAUGCAGGAGCCGGUGCUGGAGCAGGAGCUGAAAGCAGCCACAUACUCUCUGCUGAAGAGGCUCAAGGAGAGGGCGCUGGAUACCUUACUGGAGGCGGUGGAGUCCAGAGGAGGCAUGCCCAGCGACUGUGUUAUGAUAGCCCGGACAGAGCUGAGGUUGGGCGGCCAUGUGGCGUCUCCGCAGCUCCUCGUGUGUAAACUGUACCGCUGGUCCGACCUGCAGCACCCAGUUCAGCUCAAACCGCUCUGUGAGUGUAAGAGCUUUGGGGAGGUGGAUAGUCCGACAGUCUGCUGCAAUCCAUAUCACUACAGCCGGCUCUGUGGGCCAGAGUCACCCCCACCUCCUUAUUCGAGGCUUUCCCCUAAUGAAGAACACAAGCCACUGGAUCUGUCAGACUCCACAUUGUCUUACACUGAAACCGAGGCAGCCAGCUCACCAAAUAUCACACCAGGGGAAUUCUCAGAUGCCAGUAUGUCGCCUGACGCCCCGAAGCAGAGCCACUGGUGCAACGUGGCGUACUGGGAGCACCGCACACGCGUGGGUCGCCUCUACACAGUGUACGAGCACUCCGUCAGCAUCUUCUAUGAUCUACCUCAGGGCACGGGCUUCUGCCUGGGCCAGCUCAACCUGGAGCACCGCAGCAGCACCGUUCAGCGCACACGAGGCAAAAUCGGCUACGGCAUCCUCCUCAGCAAAGAGCCGGACGGCGUGUGGGCGUACAACCGCAGCGAGCACCCCAUAUUUGUCAACUCCCCGACCCUGGACGUGCCUAACAGCAGAACUCUGGUGGUGCGGAAGGUGAUGCCGGGCUACUCCAUCAAGGUGUUUGACUAUGAGCGUUCGUGCCUCCUGAGGCACACCACAGACGUUGACCUCUUGGACGGACCCUACGACCCCAACAGUGUGCGCAUCAGCUUUGCGAAGGGCUGGGGCCCCUGCUACUCAAGACAGUUCAUCACCUCCUGCCCCUGCUGGCUGGAGAUCCUCCUCAACAACCAUAGAUAACACAGACGGACCCCACAAACUAUCCCAAAUAUCAUCUACCUAGAUUUAAUAUAAAGUUUUAUAUAUUAUAUGAAAUAUAUAUUAUACUUGUAAAUACGGAGUCAUUUUUACAAUGUAAUUAUUUAUGUAUGGUGCAAUGUGUAUAUGGACAAGAGGAAAAAAAACGGAAAAUGCACUUUGGCUUAUAUAUAUUAUAUAUAUAAAUAUAUAUAAAGAUAAAGAAUCUUUCAAUACCAACUUGAGAAAUUAUACAGCAAAAUUAGGAUGAGCCUGGAUUUGGUGUAUAGUUUUCAUAUACUAUUAAUAUCCAGACAAAAAGCUAACACCAUUCACACAUUGAUAAUAAAGUAUUCGCAUAAUAAUU